CUAGAAAAAACAAAAAACAUUUGUUGAACAUUGAAUAUUUAUUUAAUUUUCCAAUAAACCACUGCCACUUAAUCCUUAAUGAUGUCAUAUUUGGCUAACUUCAAUAAUGAGAAUGCCAAACAAAUUCUCAUGGACAUUAUACGUUGUGUGAAUCAGCCGGAAAACUCGAAAAAACUUUCUGAAGCAAAGGCCUCCGCUGGGAAAGAAAUGAUUCUUAUGAUGCAGCAUGUGUUUCCACUGGUAAUGCAGCUCCAGCUGGAGGUAAUCAAGGGUCACGGCUUUCCGGGAAACCGCGAGGGAUUGGUUCAGUUCUCGCAGCUCAUCCGGGAAAUGGAACGAGAUGACAUGGAGAUUGCGCGCCUGCGCAGUCAGAUCCGAGCUAUAUACCUGCCACCCAUAGCUAUAAAUACUACCAACGAUAUUCUAAUUUAAGAAGAGUAUCUAUCCCAAAACAAGACUGCAAUAACUGCCUGCUUAGGCUAUCACUUAUUAUGUAUUAUUGACUUCAAUCCUCUUUGAAAUUCUUUAAACAGCCCCAUGUAAUAGACUUAAGUUUCACUUUCUUAUAAAAAGCAUUUCUUUUAA
This is a messenger RNA of Drosophila bipectinata, 585 nucleotides long. RefSeq names its product protein C10. Lineage: Eukaryota; Metazoa; Arthropoda; Insecta; Diptera; Drosophilidae. The record is from RefSeq and is a predicted model, not a curated record. Gene Ontology annotation, biological process: post-embryonic development.